UGGGGGAGGGAGAAGAAAAGCAAAUGGCCGCCGAGUGAGAACCUCACGGGAAACAGAAAGUGUCCCGUGAACCUGGCAACAACGGUGUAAUUUUCUAGUGGUUAAUGCCCGAGAAACGAAUUAUAGACGAUCCAAUGGUGAGUGACAUUGGCAAGCAUGGCGUCAGACUCUGGAGUGACCAAUCCCAGCUGUCGGAUAAUGACUUUUUAUCCUACGAUGGAAGAGUUCAAAAAUUUCAGUCGCUACAUUGCAUAUAUAGAGUCACAAGGAGCCCACCGUGCUGGGCUUGCAAAGGUUGUUCCACCUAAAGAAUGGAAGCCUUGUAAAAGUUAUGAUGAAAUUGAUGAUCUGGUGAUUCCAGCCCCAAUUCAACAGGUUGUGACAGGCCAGUCAGGCUUGUUCACACAAUACAACAUCCAGAAGAAGCCCAUCACUGUACGCGAGUUCCGAAAAAUUGCUAACAGUGAUAAAUACUGCACCCCUCGCUAUUCAGACUUUGAUGAUCUGGAGCGCAAGUAUUGGAAAAAUCUCACAUUUAACGCACCAAUCUAUGGUGCAGAUGUCAAUGGUACAUUGUAUGAUGAGGGUGUGACUGAAUGGAACAUUGGACAUUUGAACACAAUCCUGGAUGUGGUAGAAAAAGAGAGUGGUAUCACAAUUGAAGGUGUCAAUACACCAUACCUCUAUUUUGGAAUGUGGAAAACCACCUUUGCUUGGCACACAGAGGACAUGGACCUCUACAGCAUUAACUACCUGCACUUUGGUGAACCCAAAUCUUGGUACACUGUUCCACCAGAGCAUGGAAAACGAUUGGAACGUCUAGCUAAAGGGUUUUUCCCAGGUAGCGCUCAAAGCUGUGAAGCAUUUCUGCGGCAUAAGAUGACCUUAAUUUCCCCUUCAAUUCUCAAGAAAUACGGAAUCCCAUUUGAUAGGAUAACUCAAGAGGCAGGGGAGUUUAUGAUCACAUUUCCCUAUGGGUAUCACGCUGGAUUUAAUCAUGGUUUUAACUGUGCUGAAUCAACAAACUUUGCCACAUUAAGAUGGAUAGAGUACGGAAAACAUGCUGUCCUGUGCUCGUGCCGGAAGGAUAUGGUAAAAAUUUCGAUGGAUGUUUUUGUGCGCAAGUUUCAGCCUGAACGUUACAAGUUGUGGAAAGUAGGAAAAGAUACAAUUUUCAUUGACCACACACGAGCCACUCCAGAAGCAGUUGAAUUUCUUAGUGGAGAAUUAAACUCUGUAUCCGCGAAGAAUUUGAAGGACCAGGAUGCUGAUACUGCUGAAAUGGAAUUGGAUGACAAACUUGAAAAAGAAGUAUCCACCCAACAAGAUGAUGGUGAUGAAAUAAAAAGUCCAAUACAGCACCGUAUUGGAGCAAAAAGGCACAAAGUUUGUCUUGAGCUGCCACAAGAAGUGAGUGAAAAUACUGCCAUCCUGCAAGAAUGUGAAGAGAGUAAUCCUGUUCCACUAAGUGAGUCUGGAGACUCUAAGAGAAUAAUGAGAAAAGAUGAGGAAUAUAGUAAAGUGGCAAGUGACAGUGCUGUUCAAGAAUCAACUCCAGCACAAGUUGAACCACACGUUGAAAAUCUUCCACGAGAAGAGAAACUUACAUUGAAGCGAACCAUGUCCAGCUCUGUAGACACACCUGUUACUGUGUUGAACUUCUCUGUGGCCAGUCCAUCCCAAAAUACUCCUAGUCCACUUGUGAAAUCAUUUGAAUCCAGCUCAUCUGAUUCAGAGAUGACAAGCACUCAAAGUUCAAGCCAAGAGAGUGCUUCAGAGGACUCUGAUAAUAGCCCAGAAUGGAAUGAGCCAGUUAAAACAAAUGUUGGAACAAGCCUCAAUGAACAGGAUCUUGCAGAGAUGGCUGAGCAGUAUAUGAAAGAAAUGAAAUCCAAGAAGAAAGCUAAGAGCCGGCGUCAGCCCCUUAGUAAACCACCACGACAUCAUCCACUUUCUGUGGUAAAAGACUACAUUAGCGAUGAAGAGAUGCCAGACUUGUUGUCAGUAGAAGAUGACCCUAUGGAGUCAGAGCCAUGGGCAAAGCCGCUUGCUCAUCUGUGGCAAAACCGGCCCCAGAACUUCCUUGCAGAACGAGAAUACAACUGCAUAAUAGCACAGCAGAUGCCUUACUGUUCAAUUUGUGCACUCUUCCAGUCAUACCAGGUAGAUUGUGAAGAUGGUCAGGGUUCUAGAAGUAAAAGCCAAUCGUUGGAUCUGAGCAAACCCAGAAACCAAUUGAAAAGCAAGCCAUUGGUUCCAGAGAUGUGCUUCACAUCUGGAAGUGACCAUGUCGACCUAACUCUUCCCACUUCUUAUGUGGAUGAAGAUGGAAUGAGCAUUCUUGUAACAUGUGCAAAGUGCUGUGUAUGUGUUCAUGCAAGCUGCUAUGGAGUUGCUCCUGAAAAAGCAACUGAUGACUGGAUCUGUGCAAGGUGUGCAGCUAAUGCUUUGGCAGCAGAUUGUUGUCUAUGUACCCUUCGGGGAGGAGCACUUCAGAAAACCACUGAUAACAGGUGGGUACAUCUGCUGUGUGCUGUUGCAGUGCAAGAGGUACGGUUUGUGAAUGUUGCAGAACGCAGUCCUGUGGAUGUCAGUCCAAUACCGCCACUACGCUGGAAGCUGAAGUGCUUCUACUGUAAGAAACGAAUGAAGAAGACUGGUGGUUGCUGUGUGCAAUGCUCGCAUGGCCGUUGUCCCACAUCCUUUCAUGCGACCUGCGCCCAAGCUGCUGGUGUGAUCAUGCAGCCUGAUGAUUGGCCAUUUGUAGUCUUUAUCACUUGUUGCAGGCACAAAACCCCCAAUCAAGCAGAGCGUGCCAAAUUAGCUUUGAAUGAUAUUGAAAUUGGGCAAAAAGUCAUCUCAAAGCACAAGAAUGGACGCUUUUACCAGUGUGAGGUGGUAGGAUUGACUAAAGAAACAUUCUAUGAAGUGAAUUUUGAUGAUGGAUCCUUCAGUGACAACUUGUAUCCAGAGGAUAUUGUGAGCCGGGACUGCCUUGGUUUGGGACCCCCUGCAGGGGGGGAGGUUGUACAAGUGAGAUGGACUGAUGGUCUGGUUUAUGGGGCCCAAUUUGUAGCAUCGCAUGUUAUACAGCUCUAUCAGGUUGAAUUUGAAGAUGCAUCUCAACUAAUGGUGAAGAGAGAGGAUGUGUACACUCUUAAUGAGGAACUCCCCAAAAAAGUAAAGUCCAGGCUGUCUGUCGCAUCUGACAUGCGAUUCACUGGAAUUUUUGCAGAAGAAGAUGUUGCUCCAGUGACAAAGCGACAGCGAGUUCUGAACUCCAGAUAUCGUGGGGACUAUGUUGAGCCAUCUCUCUACCGUGCAAUUAUGGAAUAAAGUUGCUAUGAUUACAGAAACUGUUCAGAACAUGACCUAUGGAAGCCAUUGUGACAGAUGUUGGUUUUCAUAUCUGGUUGUAUUGUAGAUACGUCAAAGCAGUUGAGGUGCAGCUGAAUUCUAAUCCAUUUUGGUGGCAAAACUACCAAGGGUACCUCGUUAUUCGCAACACUCCCAUUGAACUUGAAUAUUGAAUAUCAUGGGAUUCAGCAAAGCUGUUUUCAGGUGUUUUUUGCUCUGGAGUCUUGCAUUUUUAAACCGCAAAUAAUCAGGAUCAAGGAAUGCCUUUAAUGGAGUCUUCAGUGGGCUAGAAAUAGGACUGCGAAAAAAGUCUUUCGGUUCGAUUUCAACACUAACAUCCAUGUUCAGAAUAAAAAAUGCAUUUACAUUUUUAAUACACUUUAAUACUGCUGAUCCCUGUUUGGUAAAUGUCAUUAACAUCUACAUUCAACUACCAGUUAAAACCUAUCGCAUACCUGGUCUGUUGAACAUAAAAGUACUAACUUUGAAGAUUGAUUGACGCAUGGCUGUUUAACCAUAGGCAUAGAAGCAUUCCCUCUGUAUAUAGGCUGUGAAGUUCUGGAAAUUGUGAAUGGGUUUUCACCAUAUCCAGUCAUUAGCCCAAAACUAGGGCCCUCACUGGUGCUUGAGUUAAAACUCUUACCUGUAUUUAUAGGGGAAGUCUUAACCAUAUAGGUUGGCUGAUAUGAUUAGACACAAGGUUUUUAAAAGUUUCACCCCCAUACCUCAAAUAUAGCGGUUUAUUCAGUGUUCAUAACAGAAAUAAACAGAAAAUUGAUAUUGACUGGUAAGUGUUAAUGAUAAAGUGGCAAAUGAUUUAUGAAUGACCCUCCCAAACCAAAAUUCCGGCUGCCCAAAUUGCUCUUAAGAUGUCCCCAUCUUUGUGAACCUCAUGUACUGAUAGACUUGCGUGCUGUUUUUACUUGUGUCACAAAUUAUAUUUGUUUAUUCAAUGAAUUAUUAAAUUUUAUUCCAAUAUUCUUGCAAACUCAAUUGCAGUGUAAAAUGCUCCUUUCAGUUACUUUAUUGGUUUAGUGUAGACUGUAGAAACAGACAUUGGACAAAUGCCACAAAUUUACUCUUUUUUUUUAUAUUGAAACCAUGGUGUAUGUUCCAUUUGGGCCAAAUACAAAGUUGUAUGCAAAUAUUAAUAGCCAUGGUAGCUGGUUUAAUGGAAUGGCCCUUUUUGAAGUUUACUCUGAUAUUUAUUGGGUUGUAUCAGUGCCAUCUGCUGUUGAGUGAGAGAGUUGGUAGAACAGUAGAACCGAACAGGUUGUUAUCUUAAAAAUUUAACUAAUAGACCUAGAAAAUCCAGUUGUUCAGUGACUGCAUUGUAUGUUUUCUUAAAAGUCUCAUUGCAUCUAAGUUAAUCAGUACGACUCUUUGUUCAGUCUGUGCUACUUCUAUUUAAAAGAAGAAAUGUAAGUGAAUUUGAAAACUAUUUUGAAACUGUGAACAAAAAAGUUUAAUUAACCGGAAAAGAAAAUGAAAUGCUAGUAUGAAAUAUAUAAUUGGCAGCCAUAAUUCAAUACUUACUUUCGCUUCUUUUAAAAAAAAAAAGCAAACUUAAAACUUUCUAAACUAUUUUUAUUCACCUUGGUUCUUUUUAAGUUAUUAGUAGCAUCCCCAUUUUAACCCAUCACCUUUGAUCCCACAUUUCAGAAGAAUUAUUCUUCCAAAAAUGACAUGACUCCACUCUAAGAGCAGAAUACUGUAGAUGCCAGUGAUCUAAAACAAAAUAGUGUUUGCUGCCUGGCAGCAAGAGUUUCUCCAGCAUUUUCUGUUUUUAUUUCAUACUUCCAGCAUCCACAGUAUUCUGAUUUUAUUUGUAGAUCUAGUUAUAUCCAGAACCUUGUAUUUUCUGUUGUAGUUUGCAAAUAUGGUCACAGUGAUGGCAAAUAUUGCUUUCCUAAUAUUGAUGUGGAUACAAGAAACAUAUCUGAUAUUUGCUUGUGUACUUUCUAUUUCAGCACUUUCUUAAAUUGUUGUUCAACCCCUCUUUAAAUGAUCAGUCUCCUUAAUGACGCUCUCUUAAGUGAAGGAGUCCUACAUCUCUCUAUCACUUGAUGUUCUGCUACGAUGGAAGACAGCUGGUGCAACCUAUUAUAAAUUGUGAUCUUUUUGAAAGAUGAGUAAUUUCUCAAUAAAUUUAACAGCUGUUCAUACGUUUUGAAAACUAUUGGCUCUUUGAGUUUAAUGUUACUUCACAAGUUUGCUUUCUAUUGCAUCUCCCCUAUUUUGAAAAAAACCAUCUUAAAACUUCUUGUGGAAUGAUUUUUGCAUUCCCCAUAUACCCCCAAUCCCAUCCCCCAUUUCUCUUCUUUAAACAUGUUUUAAAUCAUUGUGUCUAAUCUGAGGCCUACAGUCUACACUACAACCACCUCAGGAGUCUGUACAGUAAUUGAUUGUAUUGAUCUAUGAAAAUGACUGUGUAUUAGUUCAAACAACCAUGAAGUUUAAAUGGCUUGCUGUGAUUGUUUAGGAAAAUAAGACACCUUGAAAUGAUUUGCAGUUAAUAAAUGUUUUUUGUCUUUGA
Stegostoma tigrinum is the source of this 5893-nucleotide messenger RNA. RefSeq names its product lysine-specific demethylase 4A. The record is from RefSeq and is a predicted model, not a curated record. Gene Ontology annotation, molecular function: histone H3K36 demethylase activity; histone H3K9 demethylase activity. Gene Ontology annotation, cellular component: nucleus. The transcript has 22 exons. Lineage: Eukaryota; Metazoa; Chordata; Chondrichthyes; Orectolobiformes; Stegostomatidae. Gene Ontology annotation, biological process: chromatin remodeling. The coding region runs from base 157 to 3336 and encodes 1059 amino acids.